GCAAAUCCUUUACCGUAGUAGAAUCUGUAAAUCGGCGUCUAGCGUCACACGAGUCCGUCCAUACGAGUCCUGAAGCGGCGGAAGAGGCAUGAUUUUCCAAGCACAGCCUGCUCUUUCACCGCCUAUACCCAGACGUACACAGUAUUAGCGAAUGUACGACCAAAUCUAGACGGUUUUUCAUCAUAUCCAAACGCGCUGCGCUCGCUUUCCGCGACGUAAACUUAUCUGUUAGCUUUAGCCUGCUAGCUUGUCUCAGAAUUUCUGCAAGUAUGAUCAGCCUGGCGGUGGAUUAAUCGCUGAAACUGGCCUAUUUCGACAGAAGAUUCAUUUGUCGUGUGUGAAAACCGCAAUGUCACAUGCUGUUGUAAAGAUAGCCUGUUGUUUUUGUAUUUCCGAAAGCAGAACUGUCUGAAGUUGACGUAGGAUUUGAAGUAGAAAAUCCAUAGCCCAGAUCAGCCCAGGGAGAACAGACUGAAGCCUUUCUGCCUUCAAACUGAUCAAGUUUAGACCGAACAAAGAGGACAUCCACUCAAACCCCGCUUACUUCAUCUGCAGAGAGAGAAUAAAGCACAAACACAGGCUGAUAUGAUGUUUCCACAAGCCAGGCACUCGGCUUCGUCUCAAUCGACACAGCCGCUGAAAUUCACCACGUCAGACUCUUGUGAUCGCAUCAAGGAUGAGUUUCAGUUCCUGCAGGCACAAUAUCACAGCCUGAAGUUGGAAUGUGAUAAACUGGCAAGUGAGAAAUCAGAAAUGCAGCGUCAUUACAUAAUGUAUUAUGAGAUGUCGUAUGGACUCAACAUCGAAAUGCACAAACAGGCGGAGAUUGUGAAGAGAUUGAACGGGAUCUGUGCUCAGGUGUUGCCGUACCUGUCUCAAGAGCACCAGCAGCAGGUUCUAGGGGCGAUUGAACGAGCCAAACAGGUCACCCCUCCUGAGAUGAACUCCAUUAUCCGGCAGCUUCAGGUUCACCAGCUCUCUCAGCUCCAGGGUUUGGCUUUACCCAUGACCCCUCUGCCCCUUGGCUUGACCCCACCGACCCUGCCCGCCGUCACCUCCAGCUCGGGCCUGCUGUCGCUGUCCAGCAUCCUGGCCUCCCACGCACACCUCGCCAAAGAGGACAAGAGCUCCCGCGACGCUGCCGACGGCCACCGUGACGAGGACGCAGACAAAUCCGACUAGCCUUCACGCAGACGGUUCGAGUCUGAUUCUUGAGUUCUGUGAAGAGGGACGGAGCGCAGACAGAGAGAGAGCUUUUCCUCUUCAUGUCUGUCUCAUUGAGUUGGGUCUGAUUCAGUCUGUCUUUCUGCUACUACAGCCAAUCUUUCCUGCGUAACACUGUUUGAUUCUUUUGCUUUUCAUUAGUGGGCCUGCUAAAAUUUCUGUUACUAUUGCUUAUACUCCGGGGGUUAGUGAUCAAAACAGCUCUCAAACCCAGAGUAUUGAACUUCAGCAUGUAACAUACCUCAAAAUCAUGUGUGUAUUAUUACUUUAAGUAAAUUAGACAGAUUUUUUUUACAGACAAUAAAACUGAUGAUAAUU
This is a messenger RNA of Danio rerio (zebrafish), 1542 nucleotides long. The record is from RefSeq and is a predicted model, not a curated record. Lineage: Eukaryota; Metazoa; Chordata; Actinopteri; Cypriniformes; Danionidae.